ACAAUUAAAACACACAAAUUAAAAUCCCAUCCAUAUAAUAUAAUAUAAUGAAGGCGUUAUUACUGAUCUUGCUGCUUUCACUCGUCUCCUUCCCACACCACGAGAUCGCCGGCGCGUCGUCGCUGCCGUCUCCGGUCCGCGACAACAAGGGCGAAGUGGUGAAAGUGGGCUCAAACUAUUUCGUCCUCCCGGUCACGCGCGGCCGCGGCGGCGGACUAUACCCGGCCAACAUAAAAUCAAACGCGACCAUUUGCCCGCUGGACGUGAUCCAGGAAGCCGAUGAAGUCCAGAAAGGCAUACCCGUGGUACUCGAGCCCUACAACAACGCCACCACCGGCGCCGUGGUCCGCUUAUCCACUGAUCUCAAUGUCAGGUUCUUCACGCCGACCAUCUGCGCCAGGAAGACGGUGUGGAAAGUCGACGCCUACGACGAGUCGGUGAGCAAAUAUUUCGUGAAGACCGGAGGGGUCGAAGGAAAUCCCGGGCCUCAAACGUUAAGCUUUUGGUUUAAGAUCCAGAAGUAUAAGAGCGUUUACAAGUUUGUGUUUUGUCCGACCGUGUGCAACUAUUGCAAGGUUAUCUGCAAAGAUGUCGGAAUCUUUGAGCGGAACGGGGUGAGGUUUUUGGCUUUGACUGAUGAUGUUCCAUUCAAGGUUAUAUUUGAGAAAACUUUCUGAGUUGGCUGAUCGAGCUGAGGUUUCUCUCUGCUAGCUUUCUCAUGUUUCAAUCACAUAAAACAUAUAUGUUAUAUACUAUAUAAUAAUUAAUGUUUCUACAACAAAACGAUGAGUAUAUUGUGUCAUUAAAACAAAUUACGUGACAAUAUAAUCUCUAGUCAAUUUUUUUGUAUAAUGCCUUUAAUUCAAGACAUAAGAUAAGUCGGUUUGUAGCGGAGUACCCUUACAUUAUUAUUGUAAUAAGAUUAAAUUAUAUACAUUUAAAAAACACUACUUUUGCAAAAUCCGAGGCGCAAGAGACCUCCCAAACUCCAAAUACUAUGGUCUCGCAGGGAAAUAUCAGCUGAAUUCAUAGCUUUUCACAAUACUAAAUAGUAUAUAUACGAACUUUCCGAAUCUUUCUACACAAGCUUUUCACAGUUCGAAUUCAUAGCUGAAUCUCUCUCAUACGAAAACCCUUUCUUCACCAUUUUUCCAUUCCCAGCCGAGUGGUUCGGAGCUCGAUUCGAGCUCUUCGCCGCCUUUGUCGCCCGCCUCAGACUCGUAUCGCGACUCUCUCGUGUAGAGUUCGAGUGGUUCGGAACUCGAUUCGAGCUCUUCGCCGCCGUUGUCGCCCGCCUCAGACUCGUAUCGCGACUUCUCAUGUAGCGUUUCAGAUGUGAAAACAACAUGGAAAUGGUUUGGCCAGAAAGGCAUAAAAUUUUGCAUUAAAUGUGAUAAUAGAGGUGAUGGCAAGGUGUUGGUUUGUAGUGAUAGUAAUUGCUCUAUAGUUGUUCAUGAGGAGUGCAUGGGAUGCCCAGCUAAAUUUGAUGACAGGGGAAACUUUUAUUGCCCAUUCUGUAUAUAUAGGCAAGCUAAGGUGAUAUAUAGGCAAGCUAAGGUAGAAUCACGUAGAGCAAGGGAAGAUGCGGCCUGCUUUAGGGGGAAAUCACCAUCAUCAAAAAGGGCUGACAAAUCAUCACCUGAAGAACAACUACUAGAUAGAGUUGUUGAAGAUUGCCAAGGAGAUGGUCACCUGAGAGAAAUACCUGAAAGAGAAGAGAACAUCAUGAAGAAAGCUGCACAAAUGCAAGCUGGCGGGAAGGAAAAUGAAGAUGGUGGUGGUGCAAAAGCUGACCAGGUGCAGGGAAAAGCACGUGAAUCUGCAGCAUCCUUCAUGAAUGAAGAACAUGAAUCCCAGUUGCGUAUGAAAGCAAAGAGAAGGGAUGAGACGGUGCUUCAACAUCUAUAGAAUUUGAGGUUGUUUUGGGACGACGCAACCGCAAUACAGAAACAAAUGAAAUUGAGCGUCAACCUUUAAAUUUGGAUUCUAAAAGGUCAAGCCGGACAGCUUUCUCACCAAAGAAAGUUGGACAGCUUUCUCACCAAAUUAAAGAAAGUUUCAGGGCUAACUGGGGAGACUAGUUCCCCUGACAAGUCGAAACAAGCUGAACAGUAUUCACCAUGGAAGUGAGUGUUCAGCUACUAGAGAAGAUAACUUACUUUUAUGUGCACAUAUUGCAUAUAAAUAUUUAUCUUCUCCUUUA
Ipomoea triloba (trilobed morning glory) is the source of this 2203-nucleotide messenger RNA. RefSeq names its product kunitz trypsin inhibitor 5-like. The record is from RefSeq and is a predicted model, not a curated record. Gene Ontology annotation, molecular function: endopeptidase inhibitor activity. NCBI's taxonomy places the organism in Eukaryota, Viridiplantae, Streptophyta, Magnoliopsida, Solanales, Convolvulaceae. The transcript is spliced from 2 exons. Bases 48 to 677 code for a protein of 209 amino acids.